Molecule: messenger RNA, 3783 nt
Organism: Thunnus maccoyii (southern bluefin tuna)
Lineage: Eukaryota; Metazoa; Chordata; Actinopteri; Scombriformes; Scombridae
Product: sperm-associated antigen 1-like
Exons: 19
Coding region: 93-2918 (941 amino acids)
Cellular component (GO): mitochondrion; cytosol
Molecular function (GO): heat shock protein binding
Source: RefSeq, a predicted model, not a curated record
CGCUACGGCGUGUCGCUGGGCUUCCGUGUGUAGUUACCAUAGUAACAGUCCCUGCUUUACAGACGAGCGUUCAGAACCAAAGCGCAGCAGCCAUGAGUGCAGAUGCACUUUUCUCCCUUCAAAGCCAGUCCACCUCCGUUGACUACAGUGGGAAGGUUCCUGUGGAGCACCUGGACUAUGAUUACAUUAAAAAAUGCAAAGAUGUGAAAUACCUGGAGAAGAUCUUGAGACUACUGAGGUCUGGCGAUGAGGGUAUUUAUCCUCAUUUGAUCAAGUUCUGUGAGAGUCACCUGGAGAAACUGGACCCUAGGAGCCGAGCUCUCAGGAAGGAAAACCCUGUGGCCACAGCAGCCAGCAUCCCUGUAGAGGAGUGGAGCCAUAUUGUUGAUGAGUUGAAGACUUGGGAAGAAGAAACCAGAAAGAUAGAGAAUUUGCUAGAACAGCAGCCAAUGUUUGAUGAUUGUGUGAAAGAAAAUAUGCCACCUAUAAGAGGGUCAAAGUGCUCUGUUCCACUUAUCCAGAAUUCAGAUCCAAAAGAAAAGAGGAAUCCCUCAAAACGUGCUCUCCCACGAGAUUAUCAAGAAUGGGACAAGUUUGACGUGGACAAAGAAUGUGAAAGAAUUGAUGGGAACAUUGUGAGAAAUGAUCAACCUGCCAAAGUCAGGACUAAAGUGGAUACCUCAUUGCUGACACAACAGGAGAAGCUCAUCCUGGCAAACCGUGAAAAGGACAAAGGCAAUGAAGCAUUCAGAGCAAACGAUUAUGAGGAGGCAGUAACAUACUAUUCCAGGAGUCUUUCCAUUAUGUCAACUGUGGCUGCGUACAACAACAGAGCCCAAGCAGAAAUCAAUCUCAAGCACUGGAACAAUGCCAUGAAGGACAGCCAGAGAGUACUGGAACUGGAACCAGGCAACAUGAAAGCCCUGCUACGUCGUGCCACUGUCCAUAAGCACGUGGGCAACUUCCAAAUGGCUGCGGAAGAUCUGAGGAUGGUGCUGAGGGAAGAGCCGCACAAUGCUGCAGCUACUCAACUUCUGUCUGAAACUGAGAAGAGGAUGAGAGAAACUCAACCAGGACAGCAAAGCAAAGGCAAAAAAAUCCUCAUCCAAGAAGUGGAAGAGGAUGAGGAAGAGGACAACAGUAACAAUGAGCCAAAAGCAGAGCAGACGGCUUGUCCGGUUGAACACAGCCAGCUUGUGGGAGGGGAGGAGAGCUCAGCUGCUCCUGUCGAAAGGGGAGACAUGGGUAACGCGCAAAAGAAGCCCCACAGCAGAGGGGACGGGGGUCCACAAAGCGAGUCCAGCAACUCCCACCACGGACACUGGAGGAGCAAGGGAGGCAGCUCAGACAAGUACAAAGUCACGCAGGAGUCCAAGGAAAAGGUAGUCAAUGGAACGGGCAAGAGGGGCUCGACAGCUUCGUUCCAGGCUGACCAAAGCAGCAGCAGCAGCAAGGGAAAUACUGUUGGAGGAAAUGCAGGAGAAACUGUCAACCUUGAUGCCCCAUGUGGAGCCCUGCCCCUGCCUCUGGCCCGGCUAAAGAAUGAAGGGAACCUGCUGUUUAAAAACGGACAGUUUGCCGAUGCACUGGAGAAAUACUCACAAGCUAUUCAAGGCUACACAGAGUCAGGGAUUGAUAGUCCAGAGGAUCUAUGUAUUCUGUAUUCUAACAGAGCAGCUUGCUACCUGAAAGAUGGCAACAGUCAAGACUGCAUACAGGACUGCACAAAAGCCCUGGAGCUGCAGCCAUUCUCUCUCAAGCCCCUCCUGCGCCGGGCCAUGGCUUAUGAGUCUCUGGAGCGCUACCGUAAGGCCUACGUGGAUUAUAAGACUGUCCUGCAGAUAGACAUCAGCGUGCAAGCAGCACAUGACAGUGUCAACAGGAUCACCCGGAUGCUGAUUGAUCAGGAUGGUUCUGAGUGGAGAGAGAAGCUUCCGGACAUUCCCCUGGUGCCUCUGUCAGCUCAGCAGCACCGCAGAGAGGAGCCACCCAGCGCUGAGGUCCUCCAGGCUCGAGCGGAGAAGGCCGCCAGGGAUGCUGAAAGGAAAGCAGAAGUCCGUUUUACAGCUUUGAAGCAAGAAGGGAAUGAGUUUGUGAAGAAGGGCCAAUACCAGGAUGCUCUGGGAAAGUAUACUGAAUGCCUUAAGCUAAAGCCAGAAGAGUGUGCUAUCUACACCAACAGAGCCCUGUGCUACUUGAAGCUGGAAAGGUUUACUGACGCCAAGCAGGACUGUGAUGCAGCACUGAAACUGGAGCCAACCAAUAAGAAGGCCUUCUACAGACGAGCACUGGCCAAUAAAGGCCUCAAGGACUACCUGGCGUGCAGCUCUGACCUGCAGGAGGUGCUGCAGCAGGACCCUAAUGUGCAGGAGGCUGAGAAGGAGCUGGAGGAGGUCACAGUGCUGCUCAGACAGAGUCUGGCCAACGCCUCACCAGUCAAAACCAGGAAGAUCGUCCCCAUCACAGAGGUGGAGGGUGACGAGGAAACGUCAGCCGUUCCUAACCCAGACAGCAGCUGCAGAGAGGAUGUCACCAUCAACCUCCAGCCGACCAACGCAUACGAGUUCGGCCAAGCAUUAAACCUAGCUCACAGCAGCGGGAACAUGGUGGCCUGCGCUGAGCUGCUGGCCUCCACAACUCCAGAGAUGCUUCCACAGUUCCUCAGCACUCAGCUAGACGGACACACGCUCAGUUUCAUCAUGCAAGCACUGGACUCCCACCUCCUGGAGAAAGACCCCAACCAGGUCUACAAACACCUCAACCAUCUGCACACUGCUGACAGGUUCUCGGUUGUACUGAUGCUGCUGGAGAAGGACGAGCGUCGCCACAUGACUCAGCUGUUCGAGCAUCUGUCAGCUGUAGAGAGCACAGAGUUCACAAAGAACGAUGUUCAGAACCUGGCCAACAAAUACAUCUGACCCUCCUGUCCCUGCUCCCUGCUGCAUGAGCUGCUGCACCACUACAACUCUUGGAUCUAUGCAAAACACUGCACAAGAACUGAGAACACAAAGGCAGGAAGCUGCAGAAUGUGCCCCAGAGCAAUACAAUGGAACUGAGUCACAUUCACUUUACUGGUCUGUGCUGUAAAUGAUCUGACACUGUAUGUUUGACUGACUGUAUAAGGAAUAUAUUUUUCUCUCCAGAACAUUUUGCUAUGCAGAUUUACUUUUCUACCACCACUAAACAUUUGCAUUGUACAACAGGCAGACAAUUGGGUACUAUGGACCUAUCACUUUAGUGUAUUGAUAAGUAGGGUCCAAUGUACAUUGUUACAUAAGCCUACAGGCAAGUGUUUCCCCUACAGGCAGUUUUGUUUGCUCAGGACGGGCUUGUACUCCCCGCACUGAGCUCAGUUCUUCUGGUCCUUGAACCCUGUCAGUCCUUUGAUAGUAGUCAUUUGAUAAAUGAGCUGCUGUCAGAGCUACUCGGCGAACACCAGCCAAGAUCAGAAAUUAUAUUCAGUGCAUGCUGAAUAUUAACUAGGAAAGGAGCAAGUGAUGUAAUUUGCUACUCAGCUACUCAGUCCUUACUGCGGGACAAAACCAUAAGAUAAAGUUACAGUUUUAUUAUGACUGUAUGUACUGAAUUAUCUUCAUGGAAGACAUAGGCCUGCAUGAUAUUAUUGCUGUUCUGUGCAGUAUGAUAACAGUUGUCUGUUGAACUGAUAUCUACUGACAGUGUUGUAGGAGAAAAUAUCAUUUGUAACCUUAUAUGACUCAGAUGCUUUUUUUGUUUUUCAGCUAUGCAAUUAGAUCUGCAUUCUAAUGUAAACUCACUCUUAAA